Molecule: messenger RNA, 488 nt
Organism: Pelobates cultripes (western spadefoot toad)
Lineage: Eukaryota; Metazoa; Chordata; Amphibia; Anura; Pelobatidae
Source: the annotation of a GenBank genome assembly
AUGCUGUCCGAGCUCCUGUGCUCCACAAAAAAAUUUGCAAUUAUAUCCAGUCAGGCCACAGACUAUCCUGCAAAAUUCCACAGUCUACAUAGAGCAGACCUUGGUGUACUGAUAGACACCAGUAUUGAAAUCUUUCUGGUCCAGAUUGCCAGCCUUCUAAUUUUAGCAGCCACCAGUGCAUCAAGUGUCGGAGGGACGGUCGCUCUUCAGGCGCUGACUCCUGCUAACUACAGCGGACAUAUGAUAUUUCCCCACCCCCCCGCUUUGGAUGAGGUGGGGGUUAUUCCAGUCCUAGGAGGUGACCCAUACCUACUCCCAGCACCUACCAUUACUCAGUGGCACUGCGUGGCUUUUAAAAUGGCAGCGAUUGCAGGCAGUCUCACAACUGAGGCCCACGUUGCAGCUUCUCUGGCAUGGUUGGACCUAAUCUUUAACAAAUUCUGGGCAAAUCUAGCGGCAAGGCAGCAGAGUAAACCUAUACCUGAAAG